AUGUCGCGCCCAACCAUCUCAGGACCUCUUGGGCCUGUCCAGCGUAGCAGCGGACCGGAUCUUGAGCGUGCCGAAGCAUUCACCGUCGUUUCGAGCAUCAACGACACCGAAAAACAAUACUCAGACAUCUCCCAGCCGACCUCAGACGCUGAUUCGGGAAGAGGCCAUUCGACUCUUGGCCCUACUCGACAAGGUGGUAUCCUCAAGACUUCCCAAGCAAGCAAAGCUUAUGGAGCCCUCGAGUCUGUCAAUCCCGACCAUCGAAAAUCCCAAGGAGAAACCAACCCGCCUCUUCAGCGGCAGGAUGUCCUAUCCGGUCGUGGAAGCUACCAACCAUAUCUCACUUCUCAAAGACAAGCUACUGUCAAAGAUCGUCGAGUAUUGGGGGAGAUUUCCCACGCCAACGCUGACAAUACGCGCAUUCCAUAUUCAGAUGAGCCCGCUCUUACGCAGUGCGAGAGACUUCAUUCCCAAGAGAACCAGCUCAUAUCGCCUUCAGAAACAGCAGCCCAACUGUCCAUGGCAAGACCUCAUGGAGUUAGACGACUGUCAGCCAGUUUCACCACAGGCGGACCGUUGUCCAGCAAUCCAACUAUCGCCAGCUUCCCCGUCAUGGCCAUCAAAAAUACCACACACCUGCGAGGGCCGCCUCAUACAUCCGUGCCUCCCGAAAUCGAAAGAGGUGCGGAAGAGACGAUUGAAAGUUCUGGCGGAAACAGCCCUGAACUCGGAGGUCGUCGAAAGCAAUCAAGAUCGCCCAAAGGCGGAAUAGAGAAGCAGCGACUACCUAAAUCUCGCACUUUUACCGUUCUGUCCAACCUCACCGCCUCUCUCUCUAGAACAUCUCUAGCCAGCUUCACGGGAAGUGAUCGUAAGGCCUCUCUGCAGACAGUGGCAUCUCGCAAGACCAGCAGUUCUUCGACUCUUACAACUAGCAUUCCGACUAGAACCCCCACCCCCAUGUCUCCUGAGGUCAACCCACUCAUCAUUACGACAGCGCAGCCAUCGGCUUACUGGUCAGGUCGUUUCAUGUCUCUACAGGAUCGUUUCCAAGGCGAAUCCCUUCAAGAGCAGACUCUAUCAAUCUUUGUCACAGCCCACGCCUCCAAGGCCAGUAUUCUUGCGCAACAACGUGCCGCCUAUCAAGGCCGUGGCAAUCUACCUCUCAGCACCACAACAGCCCUCGACCGCUACGGCACUGCCGCUAUCCAAGAAGCUAAGCGACUCUCGGACGAAGAUAAUUGCAGUCUCCGCAUCUUCCUCCACCUCCAAGCACUUUGCGGUACGCCCGAGGCCCAGAAAAGCUUGCACGCUCUGAGGUACGUCGCUAUCGAAGGGUUAUUGUAG
This is a messenger RNA of Colletotrichum tamarilloi, 1347 nucleotides long. RefSeq lists its product as uncharacterized. Bases 1 to 1347 code for a protein of 448 amino acids. NCBI's taxonomy places the organism in Eukaryota, Fungi, Ascomycota, Sordariomycetes, Glomerellales, Glomerellaceae. The transcript has a single exon. The record is from RefSeq and is a predicted model, not a curated record.